This is a messenger RNA of Theobroma umbraticum, 2465 nucleotides long. Its product is annotated as Galactose oxidase/kelch repeat superfamily protein. Gene Ontology annotation, molecular function: protein binding. The record is from RefSeq and is a predicted model, not a curated record. NCBI's taxonomy places the organism in Eukaryota, Viridiplantae, Streptophyta, Magnoliopsida, Malvales, Malvaceae.
CUUUGUCCUAAAGGACUUGUUCAUUCUUCAACAACAGGCAACAGCUAUUGCCCUUGCGUGACUUGCCGUUAUAAACGCAUCUCUUGCUUCUCUUCUCCCGUAAAAACAAACCAUCAAAGCGUCAUCAUUUAAGUCUCAUCUUUUCUCUCCUCCUUUUAAUGUUUUAUGUUGGCUUUUCUUUCUAUCUUUUCUUUGGUCUUUCUCUUUCUUUUCUUUCUCUCUCCCUCAUUUGUUGAAUAAACUCUUGUGCUUGGUAGGUUGUGCCGUUGAGUGAGAUGGGCCCUUAACUCCACUGAAACAUUUUAAUGGGACUCUAUCUCCUCUUUCAGUGCUCUCUUUGCCCCCAUUUUGUUUGCUGUCUCGCAUUUUAAGUUUUCCUUUUUGCCAAUUUCUCUAUCUUUUUUUUUUCCUUCUUAAAUGAGAAAAAGAUAAGAUUCUGGGGCAUCUGUUUUCUCCCUUAUGAGGCCAUGGAAGGUUGUUUUAUGGGGUUUUUGUGUUUGGGUUUUUGAUUUUACACACUAGUUUUGCAGAUUAUCUGGUAAAAAUGUUGGAUUUAUCUGGUAUUCAAAACUUUGGCUGACUGGCUUUUGAGCGCUGAGCCCCCUUUCACUCUGGCAAAUUUCCUUCUUUUUGAGAUUAUCGAGGUGAUUGAUGGUUAAGGUUUAGGUCUUUACAUUUAGGAUUUUCAUUCAAGCUGUGAAUUUUGGAAAGACUAAGAGGCAUUUCCUUGUUCUGUAUAGAUCUCGGAGAUUGUUCUUUCGAAAAUGGAAAACUUUGAUGUGAAGUGGUGAUGAGAGUGAAUUUGUGAUUUGUAAUUUAUGUUUGUUGGGUGAAAGAAUGAUGAUUGAGAGAUAGGGCUUGAUUCUGGAGGUGGGUUGUGGUGAGUUUGGUGUUGGCUAGUUGUUGAACGAGGAAAGCAUGGACAGAAUGAUUCAACCUCCUUUGGUUGAUACAACCGCUUGUUUAUGUAGAGUAGAUGCUGGACUCAAAUCUGUUGCUGGGGCAAAAAAAUAUGUACCUGGUACAAAGCUCUGUCUUCAACCUGAUAUUAAACCAUCUAUUCAUCCAACAAGGAACAAGCCAGCACGCAGUGAUAGGAGCCGUUACCAAUCGCCUCUGCUCCCAGGACUCCCUGAUGAUCUUGCUAUUGCUUGCCUAAUACGGGUGCCCAGGGUUGAGCACAGAAAGCUCCGUCUGGUCUGCAAAAGAUGGUAUAGACUUUUGUCUGGCAACUUCUUUUAUUCUCUCCGUAAGAGCCUUGGAAUUGCUGAAGAAUGGAUUUACGUGAUUAAGAGAGAUCGGGAUGGAAAAAUUUCUUGGCAUGCCUUUGAUCCCAUAUACCAGCUCUGGCAGCCUCUCCCUCCAGUCCCUAGGGAAUAUUCUGAAGCCCUUGGGUUUGGAUGUGCUGUCCUCAGUGGUUGUCACCUUUAUUUGUUUGGUGGUAAGGAUCCAUUAAAGGGAUCAAUGCGACGAGUCAUAUAUUAUAGUGCCAGAACAAAUAAAUGGCACCGUGCCCCAGAUAUGCUUCGUCGAAGACAUUUCUUUGGUUCAUGUGUUAUAAACAAUUGCUUGUAUGUUGCUGGUGGAGAGAAUGAGGGGGUACAUCGGUCAUUGAGGUCAGCUGAAGUCUAUGAUCCCAACAAGAAUAGAUGGUCUUUUAUUUCAGAAAUGAGCACAGCAAUGGUGCCCUUCAUUGGGGUUGUAUAUGAGGGGAAGUGGUUCUUGAAGGGGCUUGGACCUCACCGACAGGUGCUGAGCGAGGUCUACCGACCAGAAACUGACAGCUGGUACCCUGUCUAUAAUGGAAUGGUUGCAGGCUGGAGGAACCCAUGUGCCUUCUUAAACGGGCACCUUUAUGCUUUGGACUGCAAGGAUGGUUGUAAGCUUAGGGUUUAUGAUGAAUUGACUGAUUCUUGGAGUAAGCAUAUUGACAGUAGGAUACAUUUGGGCAAUUCUCGAGCUUUGGAGGCGGCAGCUCUUGUUCCACUUAAUGGAAAACUUUGCAUUAUUCGGAAUAAUAUGAGUAUAUCCCUGGUUGAUGUUUCAAAAUCUGAUGGUCUGAGGGGAGCUACUGCUGAACAUUUAUGGGAAACUAUAGCAGGGAAAGGUCAUUUCAAGACCUUGGUUACAAAUCUUUGGUCUAGCCUUGCUGGCAGGAACCGGCUUAAAAGCCACAUAGUUCACUGCCAGGUUCUCCAAGCAUAAUGACUGUAUAUUUUUCCAAUAUAGGAUUGGCUCUGUAGUUCAUGCCUUCUGGUAUCUCUUGAAUGUGAUGGGGUUGAGGAGCCAAUAGCUUGCCAGAAUGUUGCUUCUCAUGCACAUAAAUCCUUUGUUGUAGGUUCUUAUCAAUGUCAAAGGAUCGGAUAUACCAUGAGGCAUGGGUGGUAUCAAUGAGGAUUUCUGUUUUUGCUAGGUUGUUAGUGUUACAAAUAUUUAUAUAAUACACAGUUGUUACUUGUAGAAAA